Linnemannia hyalina is the source of this 1869-nucleotide messenger RNA. Lineage: Eukaryota; Fungi; Mortierellomycota; Mortierellomycetes; Mortierellales; Mortierellaceae. The record is from the annotation of a GenBank genome assembly.
AUGUCCUGGUUGCACUCAAAGAAGCACAAAGAAAAGGAACGUGAGAAGGAGAGAGAAAAGGAAAAAGAAAAGGAAGCCGCCGCCUUGACCGCAACCUUCCAUUCUGCACUCCAGAUAAAGUCGACCUCUCCAACCCCUGUUUCCUCGGCAACAUCCCCACCAAAGAACCAGGGCAAUGGUCACUCCCAGACGCCCUCGUCCUCCUCGAUUCACUCUACCACCCCACCUACCUCUGGCCACUCGCCAUCACCUUCGGGACAGACAAACGGAACCGUAGGAAGAAACGACGGAGGCGCACCCAAGAACGGUCUUUUGAUCAUUCGAGUCGUUGAGGCCCGAGGCUUGACCCUCCCACCUGGCUCCAGCAAUCCUCCCUUUGUGCCCAAGCAACAGCAGCAGACUACCAGCAACAGAGAGUCGCUUCAGCGUAAGUGGUGGUUGCCCUAUGCUGUGCUGGAGUUUGACAAGAACGAAGUCCUGAUCGAUGCGCUCGGAGGCGAGCUGUCCAAUCCCGUCUGGCAGUACAGAGCUCACUUUGACGUCUCGAGAGUCUCUGAUGUUCAGCUGUCACUUUAUAUCCGCAUCCCCAACCCCAAGGUCGUAGCGGCAAUGGACAAGACUGGCAGCAUGAUGGAGAGCGAGACGUCGAGCGAGGAUGUCUUUUUGGGUAACGUCAAGCUAGAGCCACGCUGGGAUGAGCAGAUGCAGGAUGAGUGGUUCGCACUCGGAGGGGGCACCGGCAAGGUGCGCGUCCAAGUCGUGUUCAAGCGAGACAGUGCGAAUACACCUUUGACAAUAGAUGCGUUUGACCUUCUCAAGGUCAUUGGCAAGGGCAGUUUUGGCAAGGUCAUGCAAGUUCGCAAGCGCGACACUUCCCGUAUCUAUGCCAUGAAGAUCAUCCGCAAGGCACAUAUCAUCUCACGAAGUGAAGUCAACCACACCUUGGCAGAGCGUACAGUUUUGGCCCAGAUCAACAACCCCUUCAUCGUCCCCCUCAAGUUUUCGUUCCAGUCGCCCGAGAAGCUGUACCUGGUCCUGGCCUUUGUCAACGGAGGGGAGCUUUUCCAUCAUCUGCAGCGUGAGGGUCGUUUCAGCGAGGAGCGGUCAAGGUUCUAUGCUGCAGAGCUGAUGUGCGCACUCGAGUGUCUUCAUGGGUUCAAUGUGGUCUACCGUGAUCUCAAGCCUGAGAACAUUUUGUUGGAUUACACUGGCCAUAUAGCCCUUUGUGAUUUUGGACUGUGCAAGCUCGGCAUGACUGAGACAGAGACUACGAACACCUUCUGCGGAACUCCCGAGUACCUUGCGCCAGAGCUGUUGUUGGGUCAGGGCUAUACCAAGACUGUCGACUGGUGGACAUUGGGCGUGUUGCUGUACGAGAUGUUGACAGGUCUGCCACCAUUCUAUGACGAGAACAUUCACGAGAUGUACAGGAAGAUUCUUCAGGAUGAGCUGCGGUUCCCCGAUGAGGUAGCACCGGAUGCGAGAGCACUUUUGACGGCGUUGUUGACACGGGAUCCUAACCAGCGUUUGGGUAACAAUGGAUCAAAUGCGAUCAAACAGCAUGCGUUCUUCAAGCCGAUUUCGUUCCCUCACUUGAUGGCCAAGAAGAUUCAGCCUCCUUUCAAGCCAUCGGUGUCGUCUGCGAUUGAUACGUCGAACUUUGACGAGGAGUUUACGAGCGAGGAGCCUUUGGAUUCUGUGGUGGAGUCGUCAUUUUUGAGUGAGACGGUGCAGUUGCAGUUCAAGGGAUUCACAUACAACCCUGCCAACGACGGAGUCCUUGGGGCGAGUAUGGCCAACCAUGCUGGGCCAUUGGGAUCGUCGGGUGAUCGGUCGAUAUCUGGCCGUGGAGGUCAGCGUGGAUACUAA